AUGUCAGAAGAAGGAAAAGCACGGGAAAUUCAGACAGAAGGUCAGGAGCAGCCUGAAAACAUCGAACAGCUCAAGAAAACAAUCACGAUCGAUACAAUUCACAAUGAUGAGGCGCUCAAGGUACUUGCAAACUAUGUCGGAGACGAGCAGUGGACAGAAGAGGAGGAGAAAAAGCUGGUGCGAAAGAUCGAUCGGAGACUCCUGACCAUCCUUUGCUUGACAUAUGGCCUUCAAUACUACGACAAGGCCAUGCUCUCACAGGCGGCUCUAUUUGGCCUCAGAGAUGACCUUGAACUCAACAUCGGAAUACGAUACUCGAUGUCAGCUUCGAUUUUCUAUCUGGGAUUCAUCGUCGGGGCCUACCCUGCUAUUGUCCUAGCACAGCGAUAUCCCAUUGAGCGUGUCGUCUUUGGAAUUGUGUUGCUAUGGGGAGUAUGCCUCACCUGUACUGCGGCCUGUCAUAACUACCAGAGCCUUUACGCACAACGGUUCUUCCUUGGAGCCCUUGAAUCAGGCGUUUCGCCUGCGUGGAUGUUGGUAGUGGGAGGAUGGUACAAGAAACAGGAGCAAGCCUUGCGGAUGGGGGCUUGGUAUAGUAGCACCGGAUACGUUUCCAUGGUGUCGCCUCUCAUCAACUACGGACUCGGACAUAUCAAAGGUUCCCUUUCUCCUUGGCGCUACAUGUACCUAGUUGCCGGAUCAAUCACCAUACUGUGGUCGUUUGUGAUUCUCUUCCUAAUGCCACCGGACCCCAUACGUGCAAGACGAUUUACCGACAGAGAACGCUACAUUGCCGUUGCUCGAAUGAGAAUGAAUAACUCUGGAGUUCGCAAUACUCAUUUCAAGAAGGCGCAAGUAUAUGAAUUGCUGCUGGACAUCAAAUUCUGGCUCGUCUUCGUCAUGGCUUUUUGCAUUCUAGUAGCAAACGGUCCAGUUUCAACAUUCAUUCCGAUCAUCAUCAAUCAGUUGGGAUUUAGCGGACUUAACUCUUUACUUCUAAUCAUGCCAGCCGGCUUCAUUAUCGGCACAAUCGAGCUGGGUGUACCAUACUUUGCCUACAAAUUCCCUGGCUGGAGAGCCUACUUGGUCACGAUCACCGUCUGUGGUACAAUUCUCGGAUCUUUCCUGCUCUGGCUUCUGCCGCAGACGCAGACAGGGGCGAGGCUAUUUGGAGUGUAUAUAUUAGCUUCCUACGGGGGUGGGUAUGCAGUCCUCAUGAGUAUGCAGAUCGCCAAUACUGCCGGUUAUACGAAACGUUCAGUUGGUUCUUCUGGGAUGUUUGUGGGCUACUGUCUAGGAAAUUUUCUGGGACCAUUAGUCUUCAGGACUGAAGAGGCUCCCAAGUACAACACUGGCUGGAUCACCACUGUUGUCACAUCAAUUGUUGCUGCGAUUCUUGCCAUUGUGUAUAGGGUGAUCUGCUCGCGGGAAAACAAAAAGCGAGAUCAAAAUGGCGAGAUGGAGGCAUAUGAACAUGCCUACGAAGAUGAUUUGACCGACAGAAAGAACCCGCAAUUUAGAUAUACUCUUUGA
Messenger RNA from Exophiala aquamarina CBS 119918, 1533 nucleotides. RefSeq lists its product as uncharacterized. The record is from RefSeq and is a predicted model, not a curated record. Gene Ontology annotation, cellular component: membrane. Lineage: Eukaryota; Fungi; Ascomycota; Eurotiomycetes; Chaetothyriales; Herpotrichiellaceae. The transcript is spliced from 6 exons. Gene Ontology annotation, biological process: transmembrane transport. The coding region runs from base 1 to 1533 and encodes 510 amino acids. Gene Ontology annotation, molecular function: transmembrane transporter activity.